Molecule: messenger RNA, 1409 nt
Organism: Pseudo-nitzschia multistriata
Lineage: Eukaryota; Bacillariophyta; Bacillariophyceae; Bacillariales; Bacillariaceae
Source: the annotation of a GenBank genome assembly
CAACCUCGAUGCCAGCAUCACCAGCCACUGCUCGCACUCGUCUUCCCACAGCAACUUCACGGGGAGUACCUGCACUUCCGCCAAUCUCUCGGACACGGGAGAGGAAGCGAGGCGAACUCCAUCGCCACCAGCACUACCAGGCACCAAUAGCAACAUCAACAUCAACAUCAACAUCAACAUGGACAGCAACAGCAACAGCAACAGCAACAGCAACAACUACCACAGCGACGAUAGGAACCACGCAAUGGGACAGCCCCGCCGGGAGUCUCUCAGCUCUUGCUACUCCCGCCGGGAGUCUCUCAGCUCUUGCUACUCCCGCCGGGACUCUCUCAACUCCGUCGGCUCGAACUUCCACAGCCUCGAGACCGCAACUACCGCAACUACUGCAUCUCCAACGGAAGACGACGAAGAGCGGCAGCUCAUGGCAGAGAUCCACGAGGUCGAGCGCCAGAUUCGCCAGAAGAAGCUGCAACAACAGCAACAACAGCAACACCACCGCAUUGGUGAGACACGCCCCCGGUUCUUCGCCACCGACCCCGAGCCGAGCGGUGCCCGGGGCAGCGCGAGCCACUGGUGCAACGGCACGAGCAGCAUCUGGGAAAUCGACGAUUCCUGCCGCAGCGGAACCGGAACCGCUAACGAAAGGGUCGACCUCUGGGCCGGCAACCGCCGCCUCGAAGACUCGAUCAACCGGCUCAAGAACGAGCUCUCCGCCACCAACCUGUCCCGGGCCGGAAGCUCCAGAAGCAACAACGCUGGCAACAACUCUGCCGACGGCAAUGCCAACAAUCCCAACCACGGCACUACCACCAACAACGCCAACGCCAACGCCAACCACGAAAGUUCCAACCGAUCUUCCCCCUGCUCCCUCCUCUUCUCGAUGGUGGCCCCCGUCACGCCAGAGCCGUCGAAACAAUCGAUGCAGAUGCUUCCAAGAAUUCCGACCGGUGCACCGGGGGGCUUCCACCGCUGCGGGCCAAAGGGUUUCCACCGGUACGGUGCCCACCCACACGCAAACGCAAACGCACACGGGGAAGGCGACCACGGUGUGGCCCGGGGAAGCAGCGUCCGGCCGCAGCAGGACGAGGACGCCGACAUGGGGGGACUGGAUCCCGUUCCCUUUGACGAGGUCUUUUGCUCCGGCAACGUCGAUGCGAAACGAAGGGAGCUCAUCUCCAACCUCGCCCACCUCGAUCUCUUCCGCCUCGGCUAGCAGCGGUGGGGGGAUCAAGCCACACGGCACAACACGGCACAACACGGCACGAGACAAGAGCACACACGAUGGCAUCGUUUGUUGGCGAGCGCUCGAACAAUUUUGCAAGAUCCGGCCUCCGCGGGCGGAUGAAAAUCCAUAGUAUAACGUAUAAUCCUUCACAAACACAUAUAAUGAAUAAAUUUUUUGGACAUGA